CUGGAAUCAUGGACUUUGGUAUCUGGGGAACGCCAGCUACUUGUCUACACCCUGCAUAGCAUUCGACAGUUAUGUUCGGUGUAUCGAGACGUUUAUUGUUUUCCCCAUCUCUCUGAGUCGUAGGGCAAUGCCAUUGGUGUUGCAAUGCUUUGGGAGAUUGAACAGGGCAAGCUUUGGCCGCUCGCAACCUCUUCACAGUCUCCCGACACCUCCUCCAACAGCCAACUCGAUUCCCUCUGCUGUCAGGAAGUUGAAUUAUAUCCGAGAAUCACCCUGCGCUGAUGUUGAAUGGGCGGGCUUGCCCACCUCCACCUCAAACCAGCCCCCCGAGACCGAUACACAAAUUCAAGACUCGGUGUCCUUGAAUCCGCCAGACCCGAACCGAUUUUCGAUAGCUGCCCCUGAUAGUCGGGGGGCAGGCACGACUCGGAACCCCAUAUAUCUCCCAAGAUUUGCCAAAGCUUGCGAAACUUCUGGAUUCGGCUCAUCAAUCGGGCCAGGUCUGUUAAACAAGCUAGCACCCCGAGAAGAUUUACCGUCGUGGGUAGCCCGCCUAUAUGCGGCCCUACGAAUCUACGAAGAAGAUGGCGUCCCUGAGCUUUGGAUUAUGGCGAAGAGGCACCAUGGCAUAUCCUCCUUGAAAAGUCCGGAAGCGGUGCAUAUUUGGAAGACUGUUCUCGACACUCUUCUCACCCGCGACGCGUCUCUGGAGCCUAUAUAUGACUAUGCCCUGUGGCUCCUGGACGCCCACUCCAUCCAAUUGCCAGACCUGUACUACCGGGUAGUAGCUCAUUGCCUUCGUAGUGGCAAAUAUCAUGGGGCUUUCUACUGGCAUUUGCGGCUGAUGCCCGACUUUGACCCAGGCAUCGAUUCCUUUGGCUCUCUCCUCCGAGAAUUCAUAGUUAACUCCGAAGUCAGGUUGCAAAACACACUGAUGUCGAUGUACACGGCUAGUUUGCACCGUGGUCUGUACGACAGACUUAUCCCGUAUCUUUUCGAGCGCGGGAAAUUGAACUUGUGCUAUGACUGGCGCAAGCUACUACUUCGACACCGCGACGUUCCCAAGCCUCUACCAACGGCUCAGCCCUUCUUGCGGUUUUUGGCUUGCUACUUCCCAAACAAGGCGCUCACUUCGGAGGAGAAGGCUGUCAUAGGGCUCUCCUUUCCCGCACUGCCCGAUCGCGCCGAUAGUCCAAACAUUUGGGAAACUCUCUCCGUCACCCAGGGUAAGCCCGGACAUGACGCAGGCAGACGACUCAACGAUGUUCUUGGUGCAAGAUGGUUCGCGAGUUCUUGGAUACCCCUCGAUAUUGCAGUCCAUGCACUACGCGGGCUUGGUGUACGGAACAUCGGACCUUUAUCCUUACAAUCCAUUGCUAUUCGCGAAGCAACUCCAGCCGCUGUCACAUCACGAUUGGAGCAGCUUCGAAACUUGGGCAUUGAUAUUGGACACUCAACGUACGCCAGGGCUGUUCGAUACUUCGCACGCUCUGGGAAUAGCGAACUCCUAACGCAGUUGCUGCGAAGCGAUAUUCAUCCAGACGUCUUCGACGACCUCAGUACUCAGGGCAUGAUUUUACGUGGUGGCGGUGGUUCAACAAACUCACGACACACGAGUCGGCUUCUCCUCGCCGUACAGCCUGCGGCCGCUCAGGAUUCAAUAGAGACCACCUCGAACGAUCUUUUAUGCCAGCAUCUAUCCCGUGGACAGUGUCGCCAAGCCAUCGGACUCUUGGAUGACAUGAGGGCGAUGGGCCUCAACAUCCAUCCACAAACGCUACACAGCAUACAUCAACAGCUUAUGCGGUCGUUGGAGUCUGUUGAUUUCUCUGCCACUCCCGAUCAUGGGCAGCAGGUCUCUGACUUGAUCGCUCUUGCAAAGAGGGUGGCGUUGCUUCCUGGCUACCUACCUUCUCGGUUUUGGCAGAAGGUCCUGUUCAACUUGGGCAAGUUUGGCCGCCUGGAUGAACUGGAACAUCUAGCUAUGUACCUCGUCGACGAUUGCCAGAACCGCAUCCUUCGCUACCCAGGGAGGAUAUCCGUUCACGUGUCUGAUUGUCCACACGAGUUUACCUUUGAGGAAGCUCGUGUUGGCAUCCCUCCAGACCUACCCAUCACCAGUGACUGGCAUCCUAUCCGGCGAAUUUUUCUGGACCACCGGCUCCAGGCUUCCAUGGUCCGGUGGGGUUUUCGGAAGGGGCUUACUUCGCCUUACUCUCUCCAUCGUCUCGCCACCACAAGAACAGGUCUUCGGCCUUCCGACUUCCACGUUGCGCGUGGAGUAAGGUUCCUCAAAGAGCUAGGGAGUCGUGGCAUUCCUCUAGACAGGCCCAUCAUCCGCAAGGAGGUAGUUCGGUGUAUAGCCCGGUACUCCCUAUCCGCCAAGGGAACACCUAGAGACGGCCGAGAUGAUUUGGACCUCAAUCAGAUGGCCAUGCUCUUCAACUUCACCUUUGGUGAUUGGCUUCUUCCAAGUGCCAUGGAGUUGCGAGACUUGAUGGUUAAAGAAACCUGACGAUAUUUCCUUCGGAUCAUCUGCUCCAUAGAAUCACCUACAUCGUCUCUGAAUAUGUUUGUCAAAUAAUAAAGCUGGCUGAAGAUAACUUCCUCCCACGCGCUUCAUAGGUAGUUUCGGGACAGGCAUUUCUCUCAAAAACGAAGCAUUGGAAGGAAGUUCACAGAUCAAUCAUUAGUUCUACAAGUGUGAGGUGCCGUCAUGGCAAGGUGUUACUGUAGGAGUCAGGCCUGCUCCUUGCCAUUAUUAUUGCCAUUGGCAGGUGCUCCUCUGUUUUCCUUCGGUUUUAUCAUCAGGAGGAUGAACAACCCUACUAUAAGAAUGAGAAGUAGCAGGAUAAUCUUCCUCUUGGUUGUUCUUUUCUGAUAUCCGGCAGCGAUGACAAAUUCUUUGUCCGCAGCCUUAACAUCGUUUGCCAUGUUCUCCACGUUGUAGUCUAUCCUGUCCAGCAUAGUGCCUUGAUCAAUAACC
Sodiomyces alkalinus F11 is the source of this 2986-nucleotide messenger RNA. RefSeq lists its product as hypothetical. Lineage: Eukaryota; Fungi; Ascomycota; Sordariomycetes; Glomerellales; Plectosphaerellaceae. The transcript has a single exon. Bases 128 to 2515 code for a protein of 795 amino acids. The record is from RefSeq and is a predicted model, not a curated record.